AUGGAGCUGGUGCGACGAUUAAUGUCUAUCAACAUCAUAAACAUUCAAAACGUCAUCAACAUACAGAACAACAAUGGAAGGGCAGCUCUCCAUGUUGCCGUGAUUGGCGACGCUUUGCACUCUGAUCUAGUUGAGCUUCUUAUGACCAUUCCCUCUAUCGACAUUAAUGUUCAGGAUAUCGACGGCAUGACUCCGCUUGACCUGCUCAGCCGACGGGCUUGCUCUGCCACGUCAAAUUUACUGAUUAGAAAAUUUGUGUCUUUUGGAGGGAUAUCGAAUUUGAAGGACCCCAGGAUUAAAUCUGUGAUGACUUCACAGUCGAAAAUGGAAUCUGGCAUUGGAUGCAGCCCAGGAACCUCCUUCAGGAUCACAGAUUCAGAGAUUAUCUUAUACAGUGAAAUUGAAGCAGCUGAGGCCAGUGGGAGGCUAAGCUCAUGCUCCAGUGUCAGCUGGAGUGAGAAUGAGGGCAAUUCAAACAAGAAGAAGCCUUUAAGUUCUCUUGAUACUGCAGCAAGAAAACUCAGGACUCUACUUACAUUGUCGCGACAUAAAAAGAAGUUUGUUGAUGACUGUGAUUCGAUGAAUUCUGUAACAAAAUGGAGUGAACGAGAGGAGAUUCCGACGCCCCUCCGGCAAACUUACACAAAUGGAGCAUCUUACCUCAUGAACAAUAAGCGGACGGUUGCAGUGAGGACAUCCACGCCUAGCCCAGCUACAAAGAAGUUUGCUAUGAGUUUAAUGAAGGGAGUCUUCCAGGAAAGACCACAGUCAGCUCCUUGUUCACAACCUCAAACUCCGGUCAGCCCAUUCUCUUGCUCGCGGGUCUCAUCGCCAUUGUCAGAGAAGCAGAAGGUUGUUUAUGUUGACAAUGAGAAUGUCAAAAAAAGUGCAGUCAAACACGUCGGUUAUGGUCACAUUGUGAGGAGUUCAUCGAAGUUAUCUGGUUUAGUGAAUUCAAAGCUUAUGAACAAAUUCUUUUGUGUUGAGGCAAAUG
Messenger RNA from Phalaenopsis equestris, 994 nucleotides. RefSeq lists its product as uncharacterized. The record is from RefSeq and is a predicted model, not a curated record. The annotation marks the transcript as partial. Lineage: Eukaryota; Viridiplantae; Streptophyta; Magnoliopsida; Asparagales; Orchidaceae. The transcript has a single exon.